Haemonchus placei is the source of this 1545-nucleotide messenger RNA. The record is from the annotation of a GenBank genome assembly. NCBI's taxonomy places the organism in Eukaryota, Metazoa, Nematoda, Chromadorea, Rhabditida, Trichostrongylidae.
CUGCAGGAAGUCCUUAUCAAGUGUCCUAGGACGCCGAAAGCUGCACAGGAGACAUACGCCGUCAAAGUGGACAUCCCAGACGUCCCAGAGGGAGGCUUCAGCUUUAGGGUGUUAUGGAAGUUCACUGGACCUGGUCUACUCAUGAGUAUUGCUUACCUUGAUCCGGGAAACAUCGAAAGUGAUCUGCAGUCGGGAGCUGUCGCACAAUUCAAACUCAUAUGGGUACUUCUACUUGCUCACGUGCUCGGCCUACUUCUUCAAAGACUUGCAGCUCGUCUUGGUGUUGUAUCGGGAAAGCAUAUGGCAGAGAUUGCUCACUCCUACUAUCCAAAAUGGCCUCGACUGGCCCUAUGGAUUAUGGUGGAAAUAGCCAUCAUUGGAUCUGAUAUGCAAGAAGUCAUUGGAACGGCUAUUUCGCUUUACUUGCUCUCCGACGGAUAUAUCCCACUGUGGGCAGGAGUGCUGAUAACAAUUUGUGACACUUUCACCUUUCUAUUCCUUGAAAGAUAUGGUGUGAGAAAAUUCGAAGCGUUCUUUGCAUUUCUUAUCGCCUGUAUGGCAGUAACAUUUGGAUUUGAAUUUGUCGAAAGCAAGCCAGAUGCGGGUGAGCUGUUCACAGGCAUGGUGCUACCUUGGUGCAGCGGCUGUGGCACACCUCAGUUCUUACAAGGUGUUGCCGUUGUUGGAGCUGUUAUAAUGCCACACAACCUUUACCUGCACUCAGCUCUAGUCAAGAGUCGAGCGAUAGACCGAACACGGGAGUCGAAAGUGAAGGAGGCCAAUAAGUACUACUUCAUCGAGUCAUUUUUCGCAUUAUUCUGCUCCUUCUGGAUCAAUGUGCUUGUAGUGGCCGUGUUCGGACAAGGGCUUUAUGGCAAGACGAAUAAACACAGCUGUGACACGAUCAACAAUCACAUGCCGGACUUCUACAAAGUAGUGUACGAGAAUAACACCGAUCCCGCUGACAUCGACAUCUUCCAUGCAGGCAUUUUUCUCGGGUGCACAUUUGGGGUAGCAGCUCUGUACGUAUGGGCAAUAGGAAUUCUGGCAGCUGGACAGUCGUCAACGAUGACUGGUACCUAUGCCGGACAGUUUGCCAUGGAGGGUUUCAUACAAAUCAAAUUACCUCAAUGGAAACGGAUUCUUGUGACGAGAUCUCUAGCCAUUGCGCCCACCCUGUUGUUAACGAUAUUCAGUGGAGGUAUAAUGCAUAUGACAGGCUUAAAUGAUUUUCUGAACAGUGUACAGAUGAUUCAAUUACCAUUCGCUCUGAUACCUGUAUUGACAUUUGUUUCCGACAAACGAGUGAUGUUCAAUUUCAAAACUUCAAGGUAUUCAAUUUUGACGACUUCGUUGAUCAUUUUGGGGAUAAACUUCUUCUUUUUAUACGAAUGGGUAGGCGCUACCUUCGGCCUGACCCCUGCGUCGAUCUCGAUAACCGCUUUCUUAUCACUCAUUUAUGCGCUGACGAUAAUUUAUUUGUCCUACUACUGCUUGGUUGCAAUGGGGAUCAUCCGGCGACUCCAAUGGGUACGUUCUUUAUAG